Molecule: messenger RNA, 651 nt
Organism: Melampsora larici-populina 98AG31
Lineage: Eukaryota; Fungi; Basidiomycota; Pucciniomycetes; Pucciniales; Melampsoraceae
Exons: 2
Coding region: 1-651 (216 amino acids)
Biological process (GO): negative regulation of ribosome biogenesis; negative regulation of translation
Cellular component (GO): mitochondrion
Molecular function (GO): ribosomal large subunit binding
Source: RefSeq, a predicted model, not a curated record
AUGGAUGAAGAGGAAGAGGCCGAAUUACGACAAAUAUUGCGCUCGAGAAAUCAAUCGAAUUCUUCCAACUGGCAAGAGCCUGUUUCCGUUUGGCGAAAUGAUCAGACAGGAGAAAUUGAAUGGAUCGGUGCGGAAGACAUUCCAGCUGAGACUGACGCAUCAAGUGAUACCAAUCCAUGGUUUGUGGACGAGCCGGAACCUGAGCCUUCCGUAGCACCCGAGUUAUCUACAGCCUCCAUCUCCAGGCCAGCUCCACCAGCGCCCGAAAACCUCCCCUCUGAAUUCCUUCCCCUUUAUCGAUAUCUUAUAGACUCCCCAUUCGUGGAACGUUCUUCAAUCUCUUUCAUUGACGCCAAGGCUGAGCCAUAUGGACAGGGCGAGUCGGCUUGGACAGACUGGGUGGUCGUUGUACAGAUGAAGGAAGGUAGAGAGGGUGGAAUUCGGGGUGCAACAGAGGCUAUUCGAGAGAUUUUAUCGGCCGCUUCCUCGGCAAAAGUUAGAACCGAGGGGAUCUCGAGUAAUCCCUCAACCUCAUGGAGUAUGGUAGAUGGGGGGAAAAUUGUAGUACAUAUUCUUACAAGGGAGUCCCGUGACAUUUAUCAAAUCGAGGACAUCUGGACUGGUCGACCUUCAAAUUCAACAAGCAAUUGA